This is a messenger RNA of Pelobates cultripes (western spadefoot toad), 25334 nucleotides long. NCBI's taxonomy places the organism in Eukaryota, Metazoa, Chordata, Amphibia, Anura, Pelobatidae. The record is from the annotation of a GenBank genome assembly.
AUGACAUCAAUAAUAAUAACAUCGACACCAAUAACAUCAUCAAUAAUGACACCAAUAACACUCAACAACAUCAUCAAUAAUAACAUCAAUAACAUGCUGGCUGGUACUCAAUGACUGCACUGGAACUGCCUCAUAAUAAUAAUAAUCCUAAACUUGGCACCAUAAACACUGCACUGUCUGAAGUGGUUAUGGUACCAGGGCUGAAUAGACUGCUGCUUGUAAUGUAAUAAUCUUAAAGGAGCUGUCCUGGCACCAUAAACACUGCACUGUCUGAAGUGGUUAUGGUACCAGGGCUGAAUAGGCUGCUGCUUGUAAUGUAAUAAUCUGAAAGGAGCUGUCAUGGCACCAUAAACACUGCACUGUCUGAAGUGGUUAUGGUACUAGGGCUGAAUAGGCUGCUGCUUGUAAUGUAAUAAUCUUAAAGGAGCUGUCAUGGCACCAUAAACACUGCACUGUCUGAAGUCGUUAUGGUACCAGGGCUGAAUAGACUGCUGCUUGUAAUGUAAUAACCUUAAAGGAGCUGUCAUGGCACCAUAAGCACUGCACUCCCUGAAGUGGUUAUGGUACCAGGUCUGAAUAGGCUGCUGCUUGUAAUGUUUGUAAUUAUAUUAAAGGAGCUAUCUUGACACCAUAAACACUGCAGCUCCCUGAAGUGGUUAUGGUGCCAGGGCCAAAUAGGUUGAUUUUCAGCGCUUGAACAAAUUCUAGCAUUUUACAAUUCAUAUUCCAUCUCGCUGCUGUUCUGACUUAAGUAUAAUCACAGGAUCCUCCAUAGACAUCCGUUUAGUUCUCUUGCGCAUGCAGGAGAAUGCAGCCCAGGCAGCUGAAGUGCCAUGAGCUGAAUCUAGAAUGUCACCAUUAGCAAGGCACACGGUUUUCUAUUUGUUUAUUCUUGUGUCUGUUAUUGGCAUAUAAUUCAUUAUUUUUUUUUCUUCUUAAAGAGGUGGAACCUAAUUUUUUUCCCUUCUUUUAAAUUUAUAGGUGAAUAAGCUUGGACAGAUUGCUGUCAGUAAGUACUUGUGGGAAAAUUAUUUUCAGUUGUGAAAAGUAAGAAAUCUGUGUUUUUAAGGAGAUGUAGCCUGUAAAUAUAAGUUACAACAUAAACAAAAUAUACUAGCUGGAAAAGUAUUAAAAUGAAAAAAAAAUAAAAAAAAAAUAUAUAUAUAUAAAUAUUGAAUAUCACUCUCAAUAAAGUGAGCUGCUUCACAACAAGUAUGAGCGACUAGAGGAAUGAAAUAUCAAAGAUAUAAAGUAGUGGGAGCGCUCCAAUCACAUAGAUAGCAUAAUAAAACCAACUGCUCCAGCAAUGAAAGGGUUUAUUAGAUGUAUGUAGUAAACCUGAUACCUUCAGUGUAAUGAAAAAUAUUUGUAAAUCAAGCCCCUGCUAAAAGGUGCCACACUACAUAUAACAUAAUCCGUUGAACUAAAUAAGGCAACUCAUAAGAUGCCUUUUAUUAAAAAGAAAACAUGAAACAAUGUAUAACACUUUAUAGAACUUUAUCAAAAGUAGCUAAAAAUGCACGCUUCAAUAUCAUAAAGUAGCCUCCUAAGCAGAGACAUCAAUAGCCAAUAAAAGAGUAAACGUUUUGGUGCUUGUAGUCCUUUAACUAUUAUGGCACAUUUAUCUGGUAUAAGGUGUAGUUUCAAACUUUUAAAAUUCAGACAUCACACCAGAUAGAAUAUUUGCUUACUGCAAAAUAAUUAUUUUGGCACUAAUGGGAGACAUAAUUAAAAUAUUUUUUUGUUAAAUGUUCUUCUUAGAAUUAGAUUUAUUAUUAUAAUUUUUUUUUUUUUUUUUUGAAGUUGCACAUACAAAUGUGUCUGUUUUUGUAGAGUUCUCUGAUUCACUGUUUAGGUAUAUAACAAGAGAACACAUGCAGCUUGAGUUGAAGUUGGCAGACACCAAACUGCCAGAGUUUGUGCUAGGACCUUCCCACAUCUAAAUAUAUUAAUGUACUCUGCAUUUCUUACUGUUUGUAGGCAAUGCACUUCCAGAAAGUAUCAGCUGCCUGGCAGCAGACAGAAUGCUUGUGUUUGCAUCAUAUGGAAACAUUCUCACGGCAUUUGCAAGGAACAAAGAGGUCUGUAUAUACCUAUCUGUUUAGAAAAACACUUUUGAUUAUAUGAAAUAAUCAUUUAUGUAAUGUACGUUGUAGCUCUAAAACAUCUCAGCAUUUACCUUCAGAAAAAUAAUGAAAAUGUCACCUGUUUUUUUUUCCCAUUCAUAUUAUCCCUGAUUUAUAUAAAAAUGCAGUUGUCUUUUAUUUUUCCUCAUUUAUCAAUUUAUUAUUCACCAUGACACUUUAGUGUAACUUGUGGUUAGUUUAACUUUACACCAAUAAUGUAUAUGUACAGAUCAUAGGCUUCAAGGGACGAUCAGCAUUCUCUCAUCCACUUUAUUUUAAUGUCCUCACCACGGAUUCUGUUAAAGUAAGACAGCAUGCAUUCGUUUGAUAUGUGACUCCCUUUGUCCCACAAACAGGGUUUAAGGCACUUGGACAUCCAGACAAUUUAUAUAAAUCAUAGUUUGACUAUUUUAACCUUUAUUUUGAGCAGAUUCUGCUCCUCCCCACGUCUUUUAUUUUUCCAUGCAUAAUUUAGUUAUUAGUUGAAUAAUUUCAUACCUAAGGUUUUUUAUUUUACACAAACCUUACUUGUAAUCAUUGUGUAAUCCCCAAGAGCUACCUUGCAAUCCAAUAUCCCUCCAUCAAUUUCUGGCUGAUUCAAAUGCAAUUAUAUUAACAGAAAAUACUAUUCCAUUUGUUAACACGUAUGGGUUUUUAUUUAUUUUAACAAUGCUGCUUUCAGGUGGUUCACACCUACAAGGGCCAUGAAGCUGAAAUUCACCUGGUGCAGCCCUUUGGUGAUCACGUGAUCUCGAUUGACGCAAAUAAUGUUAUAAUAAUCUGGGACGUCAAAACAGAAGGUAUGGAACACACAAACUAUCUUAUAUUUUUAUUCUGUUUAGUUUUCCUUUCUUUUAACUUUCUCCAUCCCCCUGUAUUUUCAGACUAGCCUGUGUAGUCGCGGUAUGCACUGCUUAUACUGAUUCAGUAUUCUAUUUAUUCCGUUCUAUCAUGGGUGACAAGUAUUUAUAUGUUUUAUUCUGAUAGAGGAAUACCUCCAGUUGUCCUUCGAUAAGAGUAAUUUCACAGUUUCUGCGAUAAUGCAUCCAAGCACAUACUUGAAUAAAAUUCUUCUCGGCAGCCAGCAAGGGAGUCUUCAGCUGUGGAACGUCAAAACCAAGUAAGCAAAAUGCAGCGUUGUAACAGAUUGAAUUUUAAAUAUGUAUCACGGAUGCAAAGCUUGCAGAAUAUUUAAAAAUUUAUUUUUUUUAUUAACAAUUGCUGUUGUGUACAAUGAACAGUUACAUUGUAGAAGACUCUGGUCAUUGCGGUGGUGGUGAUGUCUUGGCUAUAGUUCUUCAUUUAUAUUCCCGUAAGGAUAGAGCAAAUUAAGUCAAUAAUUGAACCCUGGGAUUUAAAUUUCAUCAAUUUUUAUGCACAGUUUUAAUAUACAGUCUGUUGUAAUAGUCUAUAUUAGUAAUUCUUUAAUGUUUAUGCAAAAUAGGUAAAACAGCACUGUUAGCCUCCCCCCACUGACUAUUUCAUAACGAUAACAUUUUUUAUGAAAUACUCACGUUGACAGUGUUUGAAUUUUACUGAAAUUCCAACGUAGUUAAAAGAUAUGCGAAGAUGAAGUAGGGAAUACCUUUUCUUACUAUUUUUCCUGUGCUUGACGAAAGGUGAAGCUACUAUUGACAAGUCUUGUCAUUUGGUUACUAGUGAUGAUUGUAGGGAAAAUAACUCUCUUUCUAUGGAGAAUCCUGCUGUCUUGUGGGAUCCUCCAUAGACCUCAGUGUUUCAUUCUUGCACAUGAACGAGUUUACAUCACUGAUGUGGGCUCCUGGCAGAUGGCGUCAGGACUAAAGAGGACUGUCAGGAAGACCAUGGAGGCCGUGGCCUUUAGGGACAAGUUCAGGUUAGUAUAACUCACCUUCCCCUGUGGCCACCUGACACCUAGCAGAGCAGUCACUGUCGGUGUUCUUUGCGUAUUAUACAUGGACUCAUGACUGUGACAGACCCACUUUAAAGGCACACUCUAACCACUAAAACCACUACAUUUCAUGAGUUGGUUGUGGUACACAGAUAAUGUCCUUUUUCUCCUUCAGCGUAAAACAUUGCCAUAUCUGACAAACAGCAAUGUUUACAUUUGAGAACAUGCUUCUAGGAACUGUCAGAGAGCCACUGCCUCCCUAAGUCUUUUUUUUUUUUUUUUGAAGGUCUUCACAGCUGAACUUGGCUAAUGAUUCUCAUAGAGAAACAUUGCAUCUGCAGGGUGUGGUAAUUACCCCAUAGGUUUUUCAGAGAUGAUCAUGAUUGAUCUCAUUUUAUGCAGCAGACUGCCUUGAUGUUGGAUAACUGAUAUGACUGCUUUUAUUUAACCCCUUUUCACUUUCUUCAUUUCCUCCUCCUCUCCCCACUAAAGUACCAAGUGUCUCUGUCCAUUUGAUCCAGGUGGUGUAUCAGAAAGUAAAAAAAUAAAAGAAAUACUGUGAUGCAUGCACAAAUGUAUCCAAUAGGCGCCAGUGUUUGGCCAUGUAUCUUUUACUUUCCUCCAUAUACUUUAAUUUACAGAUUAAAUAAAUUCAAAGCAAAUCAUGAAAUAAUAAUCUGUAAGUAUCUGUUGUUUUUGCUUUGUUAAUUGAGCUUUAAUCACCCAGGAGGUUGUUGCUGGCAAUUAACAGAGCAAGGGAUAAAAAAAAAAAAUCAAAAUUAAACACUCUGCAAUAAGGGAUGCUAAACGUUUUCAUUGAGGUGCGGUGUGAUUAGGGCUGCAUAACCUUAGGUUAUAUAAGUGGUUUAAUGCCUAAAAGGCAGAGAAUUGAGCAGUGGGACUGAAGGGGUGUGAUGUACACACCAACACCAUCUCCUUCAGCUAAAGUUCUUUUGGUGCUAAGUCAACCUUUUUAAAUAAAGAUUUAAUUUUCUUAAAUGUACAUAGACCUUCUGAUAUAUAGAUGUUGGGUGAAGAUGUUGUUUGUUUUUCUUUUUCAAGCUACUGAAAAACUCACAUGGAAACUACUGUCCUAGAAAUGAUCUGCUUUAACCAUGGAAUCACAAUGUUUAGUUGCCACCUUCUCUUCAGACUACCAAUGCUUAUUUUUUUUUGUUACUUGUAGCAAACUCCUGUUUUCAUUUCCAGGAUGGGAGUCUGGUGUUACCGUCCUUCAACAAGUACGUAAAUCACCUAAUUUCUUGGUUUUAAUGGAAGUCACUUUUUUUAGUAUGAAAAAACAAAUCUAAAAUGAAUCCGUGAAUUUAACUUUUGAAAUAUAUUGCAUAUUUUUAGAAUUCCAACUAAAUUGCAUUUUAAUUCAUUGCAAAAUGAAUGAAGGUGCCUCUGUUUAAUAUACACAUCCUUUUGUUAAAGAUUAAAGGUUAAAGGUUAUUUAGCAGAGGAGGCUAUGGAGGGAGCUAGUUUUGGAGCAUAGAAAGGACAUAAGCACACAAUGUAUAUCCAAUGAAUGUUCCUUUAUAUACAGUUACUAGGCUUAUGUUAUGAUAUGGGGGGAAAGUCAUAUAAUAAUUACAAGCUUUUCCUCUGUGAUUUGGUAGGCACCAGCGCUGGAUGUGGUGGCAAUCGGUCUAACGUCUGGAAAAAUCUUUUUACAUAACAUAAAAUUUGAUGAAACAUUAAUGACAUUUCAGCAAGACUGGGGUCCAAUCACAUCUAUAUCGUUUCGCACAGGUGAGAUUUUUCCUUGAUAUAUAUAUAUAUAUAUAAGGGUUGAAACAUUUUUUAUUUCCUUUACACUGGUCCUUUCCAGAAAAUGAAUUAAGAACUGCACUCGAUCACAUCAUUCUGUGCCAGGGUGCAACUAAAUCUGGACCCAUCACCAGGUCCCAGAUACCAUAUGCAGAAAACACAGAGGUCCAGGCACUCCAAGGUUCAAGUAAGCAAUUUAUUCAAACCCAAUGUCACAUUCCAACUUUUUGACCUACAAGGUCUUUGUCAAAGUUCGAAACGUUGCGGUGUGACAUUGAGUUUGAAUAAAUUGCCUACUUGAACCUUGGAGUACCUGAACCUCUCUGUUUUUUCUGUGUAUUAGUUCCUUUUUCCAGCAGUAAAUAUGUUUAGAGUGGUCUCUCUGCAUGCCGCUUUACAUAUUGCAGCUCUGUUCUUCACACUGCUCGACCGUUUUCCUGUUGACGUGAACUGAAGAUAGUGGUGUUUGCACCUGGACUAGCCUUUUCCUUAUGUAUGACUUUACAUCCACUUGUCAAAGAGGAUUCUAGAUGAUAUUUAUAGUAUCAAUUAGGAACAUUAAAGGAGCACUCCAAUAACCAUAACCACUACAGCCUGCUGUAAAGCUUAUGGUACUGGGAAUGCCCUGGAGCCCACCCACUAUAAAUAGUCAGAUUGUGAACAGUAUGACAACUUACCAGUCACAGCCUCUUCAGCAGAAUGAGGCUCCUGCUAGGAGCUUCCAUUACAUCCACUGAGCCAAUCCCUGCCAUGUUUAGCUGAACAUACACCACCAGACUUAGUAAGGUGCUGUAGCUUCCAGCUGCAUAAGAGGCUGUGAUCAACAGUGCCUGACGGACACCAGGUAAGUUGUCAGCUUUUUCAUGAACCGUUUGAUUGCUUAUCCUGGGAGAGAGUCAGGCCAUUCCUCAAUCCAAAACCACCACAGUGGGGUCAAAGUAUAAUUUUAUCUACGCCCCAUUCAGGGUGCUAUCAGUUUAAUUGGGGAAAACAUAGCCAUAGCACACAAAUUUAAAGUUGUUUGGAUAUUCUAGUGCUUUAUAUAUUAGAUAAAACAAAAUCUCAUUUUUUUUAUCUUUAUUUCCAUUUACUGUUCUUUAGAUGGACAUCCAAUCAUGGCAGCUGGAAGCCCUGUUGGCCACAUAGGACUGUGGGAUCUCGAAGAAAAAAAGCUGAUGAAUCAAAUGAGAGAUGCUCAUGCAACAGCCAUUGCUGGCCUGACCUUUGUGCAUGGAGAACCUCUACUUGUAACCAACGGAGCUGAUAAUGCUAUUCGGGUAAUAACUUUACACUCUGCAUAUUAUUUAAAUAAUUAAAUUUUCUUUUUGUUGCAUUUGACAUGAAUUGGUUGUAUGUGGCUUAUUUUGCAACACUUUCUGACUGGGGGAAUUGGAGCACUGAGAGUGCCAUAGGGAGAUAGAAACGUGUGUAGACCAAAUCUGAGACACCCCAAGAGAGCAGUACUUUUAGUGUAUAAUAUGCUGUGUGUACAUACACACAUACUACCUGUUGUCCUAGUGAAUUCAAGUAUGAUGUGUUUGAUAUGACUCUGCAGUCAUUGUCAGUUAAUGCUCUGAGCUGCCAGUGACGUGUUCACUGCCAUAGCCUGUCCCACUCACAUAUUCAGUUUCUCAUACACAUACACACACACACAUUGGGUUAAACUUUUUAUUUUGUCCGUUUUACAUACCCUCAAAUUGCUAUAUGCAGGAAGAGAAAGUCCACUUUCACGUUCUGUUUUGUGUAGUGUUCCUCCUUAUCUAUAACUUGUGUUAUCGUGCUGUAUCUGGGUUCCUAAUGUAAGUCAGGUAAGGCAACCAUCGGCACUCCAGAUGUUGUAGACUACAUCUCCCAUAAUGCUCUUACAGCCAUAAUGCUGGCUAAUCAUCAGGGAGUUGUAGUCCAUAACAUUUGGAGCGUUAAAGCUUUGCCUACCCCUGAUGCCAGUUAUCGUGUGUCCUAGAUCGUGGGGAGCAUGCAUUCUCUAUUUUUGUUGGAAGAAAACUGCUUUGUACAUUCCCUUUAGUAACCAUAUAGUUACAUUGUUAUCUUAGAUGUAUUAGUCAUUGAAGGGACUGUUCUGGCUGCAACUCAUUCGCUGCAAUUGGUAAGUUAGGUUGUUGGUGAGUUGCUAAAAAAAAAAAAAUUAUCUUGUUCAGUAAUUCCUCCUUUCCUUCCAUCUUGCUGUGUAUUCUUUGCUUUAAAAAAAUAACGCUAUUCAUUAUUUCUGGGAGGUGCAGAAAGCUUUAGUUUUUUUUAGUUUUUUUUCUUAGUUUGUAUUACUUCCCCAAAUGUAUUUUUAGUUUAUUAUUUUUGCAAAUAAUUCUUAAUGCAUUAUGUAGUGCUUUAAAAAUGGGUCAUAUCCAUUUUGGAUUUAUAUAUUUUAAUUUAUUAUCUGGGGAAUCUCUGAUGAAACAGAAUAGUAGUCUAGAGGAGUAGGUGUAUUUUCUUUGAACCAUAACUGGAUAAUCAAUGAAUCUUUGCCAUGUCCAGGAUGGCCUUAGCUUACAAUGAUCAGUCCUGAUCAGUUCUAUAAUAAUGCUUUAUUUUAUAUUUCAUAGGUUUGGAUAUUUGAUGGCCCUGGGGGACAAGGGCGGCUGCUGCGGUUCCGCCUGGGUCACAGUGCUCCACCAACAUUCAUUAGACACCAUGGCCAAGACGGGAAGCAGAUCCUGAGUGCAGGUAACCGAUUGUGAAGUGUUUUUGCAAUAUUAUUUUCAUUUGAAUGAGAAAAAAUUAUAUUGUCGUUUAUUCGCCAAAAUUGCAAUUUUGGAGAAUUGGCAAAAGUUAGAUCAAAAGAGCCAAGCUGGAAUAAUAAUAAUAUCCUCCUCACACACACACAUCUUAUACCUUGGCCUUAAGUAUCCAAUUCUCUUGUCAAAUCUCCACAUCUGCUGGUUUAGUGAGUGAAUCCCUUUCUGCUUUAUAGGCAAAAGAUCACAUGAGUGUACAGAGGAUUGUUCACAUUGUCCACCAUUGUCAUUGUCUUCAUUUUGCAGGGCAAGACGGCACAUUGCAUUCUUUUUCCACUGUUCAUGACCGUCUCAGUAAGAGCUUGGGGCAUGGUGAGUUAUUAUUGUUUGUAUCCCCAGAUUUUACUCUCAGCUUUGGAGAGAACUCUUUCAUUAAAGGGACUCUAGACAUCAGGACCACUUUAGCUCAAUGAAGUGUUGUGGGUGCCAUUUUUUAUGAAAACAUUUUUAUUUUUUUUAAAAUAUUUUAUUAUUUUUGUCCCCCCCCCUCCCUGCUUGUUACCUGGCCAGGGAGGGGGGGAUAUGUCAAUCCCUGGUGGUCCAGUGGCAUGGAUUGAGCAGUGGGGGGCCCGCAGCGUUUACUUACCUUCCCGGCAGCCCACCCCGCCCUGUUCUAGCCAUUGUAGGGUUAUCCUGUCUAUAGUGGCUGUCAUACCGUUAUAUCACCCAGGGAAGGCUCUAACUUCACUGCUGGAAAAUUAAACUGAAACUGUUUCUCAGAUGUUUGAACAUUAGGCUUUCCUUGAACUAUUACUUGCACUAGCCUUGCGGAUACAGUUUUUUUUUUUCUUUCUACACAAUUACAUUAAUAGUCCAGCAGUAUUUCUAAAACGAUUAGUGAAAGACUGCGUUUAAACCUGCUUAGUGUAUUUGUAGGGUGUGAUUUUCUUAUUGAUUUUUACUUAAUGUAGUGUAAUCAUUAUUAAAGUAGUUAAUUCAGUAAAGCAUUCCAGAUCAUUUAGCAGGUUUUUUUUAUUUUUUAUUGUGCCGUAAUUCUCCCUUGUAACAUGUCACGUGGUUAAUUGUUUCCAGGAUCUAUAAAUAAAGCCAAAGCCAAAAAGAUGGGGCUUCGUUGUCUGUCCCUGAGAUUGCCUCCGAUUGUAUCAUUUGCAUCCGGUAUGUAUAGAAUUCCUGGGUAGGUUUAUUAAAUUCAGAUUUUGUGGUGCUUUUCCUACGUAUAAUUUUUUCUUUAUAUUUAUUUCAUAACUUUUGUAAGGUUCAGUUGAAUAAUUGUUAAUCUGUUGAAAUGACUGACGGCACCCUAGCUUUAGGACAUUUGAUCUGAUCAGUUUAUGUAUUUUCACAGAGUUGGCGCGGCAGAAUGAAUGGGACGGCAUUAUUGCAUGCCAUCAAAAUUACCUUACGUGCACAACCUGGAAUUAUGUCAGGACCACUAUGGGAGCUCACAAGCUGAAGCCACCAGGCCUCAAAAAUAGUACUGCACUUGGAAUCCAUGCAACUGUAAGUGUACUGGGUACUGUCUAAUAGAAUUGUAUAGUUAAUAUACAAGCUGUGUAUAAAACUCCAAAAUGACUGCCAGUUUUAUGGAAGAUCACAUGUGGAUAACAGUAACUCCUGCCAGCAGCUCUAAAUAAAGCUGUAAUUCAGGAACAGCAGAAAGUUAUAUGUAAGAUUUGAGCUUAUAUUUUUAAUGCAUCUAUAUGAUAUACAGUUUGAGUUUCUAUAUAGUUUAAAAUUGUACAUUUUGAGCAGCUAGCUAUUAUUUAAAUGAUCACUAUAGGGUCAGGAACACAAACAUGCAUUCUUGACCCUAUAGCGUUAAAACCACCAUCCAGCCCCACUGGGCACCUCAUGCCUCCAAAAAUAAAUCAAAAUCUUACUGUAUUCAAGCCAGAAGCUGUAAAUCUGCAUGCUGUUUGGCAAAAAAAAAGUCUGCUGACAUAAUCAGAAGUGGUAGCCUGAUCCAAUCACAAUGCUUUCCCAUAUGAUUGGCUGAGGCAGAUCCAGCAUGAUGCAAACACAGCCCUGGCCAAUCAGCAUCUCCUCAUAGAGAUGAAUUAAAUCAUUACAAUUUGUUCAAUGCAAAAAUCAACCAACAUAACUGUAAGCUAAUCCCACAUAUUGCAGCUAGCUUGUGAAAGCUUGGAGUAUGGCAAUAUAUUCUAAUGACCCUCCAUUUUAACCCAUUUUCUUUUUCAUUAUUAUAUUAACUUUUUUUUUUUUUUACACAUUAUUUUCUUAAAGGCACACUGUAAGCACCAAGGACAUUACAUCUUAAUGUAAAUGUUUUGGAGCAGAGUCUCUGUCUCUGCAGCCUCCUAAAUGUGAACAUGGCUGUUUGUGAGAAAUUAGUUUUUACAUUUCUCAGUCAAUAUGCCUCUAGUGGCUGCUAGUCAAUGAGCAAUUAGUCUUUCAAACAGCCGUCGAGGCACCCUCCCAGUAAAGGCUUUCAAUAAGUCUUCAUGUUUCAUGAGUCAAUAAGUCUUCAUGUUUCUCAUAGAAGCAUCUAAUGGGAAUGUACAGCAAUCACUACACCCAGCCAAAUAGGUCUGUAAUGCAACUGACAGACAGAUGAUCUCACUGAGGGAGGAGCAAUUGAAUGGCCACAUUUACCAGAAUUUUUUUUUAAGGGGCACUCCAGACCCCUAUAGUACUUCAGUGUGCUGGCAUGCUUUGUGUGAGCAGUGUGUCCUUUGUCAAUAGAAAUUGAAAAAGUGUGCAGAUUUCAAUAGAAAUGAACCUUGUUUCAUCCCUUGUCUGUCAAUCAGACAACCGGUCCUGUUACUUCCUGGUUGUUUAGCUUAGUUGAACUAAACCCAUGAAGCAGCAAUUGCCCAGAACACCUGUCUUGUAAAGACUUCUCAUUGAGCUGCAUUGGAAAGCAUGUGAUUGGACAGCCACAGAAAGCCUGGGCAGGGUUAGAAGGGGAGGGCUUGCAAAGGCUACAGACAAGAUUUGCAGGUUUUGCAAACUGUUUUCAGAAAUAACUCCUAUGGGAAAAUGCAUAAUUAUCUACUAAAUAGUGGUUUUCAAUGAAUAUGGGCUGUGGAGUGUCCCUUUAUUAUUAUUUAUUCACAGUGCAGGGAGGGCCAUGUAUCCUAAGUAAGGAACACUCCACUCUAAUACUGAAAAUAAAUAUAUUUAAGUUCCAAUAAUCUUUACAUUCGUUAACUUUUCUUUGUACAUUUAUUUUGUCGUGCUCUAUUUACUGAUGCUUGCAAGUUGGUGACACAGCGCCGUUUUAGGGAAGAACCAUUAUAGCUGCAUUAAUAUGUUGCUCACUUUAUGGAAUAAUUCUAAUACUUUCAUAAGGAUAAAAGCAAACAGCAGGCUGCUCACCUCUCUCCUUUUGAUUGGCAGGCUGUUGCAUUGACCAGUUGUGGUAAUUUUGCCUUGGUUGGUCUUUCACGUGGUGAAGUUGAUAUGUAUAAUAUUCAGUCCGGGAUUCACAGAGGGCACUAUGGCAAAGAAAGAGGUAUGCAUUUUUAAACAUCUUAAUUGUCAGGUUUUUUUUGUGUGUGUUUUUAAAUGGUCACUAAGAACUGAAACAUGUGCGUGAUUGCUAAGGUUAGGAUGCACAGAAUAGCCUGCUUCCUUCUUUCUCCCCAGAGUGACUUAUACCUGCAGCAAUGUGUAAAACUGUAAGACAACCACUCGAAAUAGUGACUUCAAAACAGGAAAUAUACUUCCUCCUUUGCUGUCCAACGUGCGCUUGUAGCACUUAGAGUUAAAUGUUAGCGUCUGGAAGCAUUGCUGACUUGGAGAAUGUUUCCAGUUGAUCUAUUUUGACCUUAAAUGUGAAAUUACAUUUGAAAUCACUGAGAAUUCCUGCGAUUCCUAGUUUAGUGAAUAACCCUGGUUUUUUUUGUUUUGUUUUUUUUAACGUGAAAGUGAUCGUGGGAUAAAAGGCAGUUUACUCAAGAAGGAAAGAUAAGUUUUGCUUAAGUGCAACAUACUUAGAAUGAAUUAUUUAAAGGUUUUCAUUAGUGCAUUAAAUUAGCGCUCCUGUCAUACAGGUUUUGGAUCUCCUAAUUUUAGUCUACAUUUGUAAGCUAUUUAAUUUAUAUUACUUUCCCUUUAUUAUCAGAGCUAAAAAUGCCACUAGUUUGUAAAUAAUUAAACAAGAACAUGUAAGAGUAAAUGAUUGCAGCUCCUUUGAGGGGACUUACCCUUUCCCUCCUUUACUGAUAACUUUCUGUUUUAUUCUUUAUUCUGAUUUAACCCGUUGACCCAGAAUAACCAAAUUGAAUUCUUUAUUUUAAUUUUUUUUCACCCUCCCCCCCCACUUCAUGCCCGUGGCUAUAGCACAUGAAGGCUCAGUCAGGGGAGUUGUUGUGGAUGGGAUAAAUCAAAUGACCAUCACCGCUGGCAGUGACAAACUAAUAAAGUUUUGGAAGUUUAAGACAAAAGAACUAAUUCAGACUAUAACCCUCAGCGCCCCACCGACUGGUAUCCUGCUCCACAGAGAAAGGUAAGAAACAGAACAUUACAAUGGCUUUAUCUAACCAGCGGGCAGGUAUUUAAUCUGUUUACCUUCCGAAGAUAAGGUUAUUGCAUUAUUUAGCCAUUUUCAUUCAUUUCAGCGUAUCAUAAAGCGUGCAGUUACGUGGGCAUCCUAUGCUGACCAAUAAUUUACAAAGUUUACCUUUUUAUGUGGUUUUAACCCACUUCAUUUUGAAUGUAAGAUUGGUAAAGCAAUGCUAUUACAAACCGUAGGUGAUGGGGAGAAUUUUCUGACCACCUUAGAAGAAGACAUGGUCCCUGAAAUCACGUUGUAAUGACCCCAAAUUCUACCUUUGUUGCGGUUCUCUGAGGUUUUUCCUGGGUUCUAGGUAUUUGAAAGCUGAUAUCACCGCCGUUUGCUCAUUUAACUUGUUUGUUUCCACAAAUUCAACAGUUUAUCCUUUUCCGUUUCCACAGUGGUAUGCUGGCCGUCGCACUGGAUGAUUUUGGUCUAAAUGUUUUAGAUAUUGAAACAAGAAGAAUUGUAAGAAAGUUUUCUGGCCACAAUGGAAAGAUAAAUGACAUGGUAAUUUUCUUGAUUUUUAAAGUUCCAUGACUGGUAAACCAUUGCACAUACUCUGUUCUUUCACACUGAUGGCUGAACUUAAUAUCUGCAUUUUUACAAAAAAAAUUUUUUUUUACUUUUCCCCCUCACUUUUCUUUUAAAAGACCUUUAGCCCUGAUGGUCGGUGGUUGUUAACCGCAUCAAUGGACUGUACUGUUAAAGUGUGGGACCUUCCAUCUGGAUGGUAAGUUCGCCUGGUAAAUCACGAAACAGGCUUCCUGUCCAUUUACAGCAAUGCGAAAACAAAGUAACUAGAAUCUGAUGCAGUUAGAUUAUGGAGUGAGCAGACAAUUGGUUUAUUGCUACCAUUGAUUACUAGUACUCUAUGGUUCAUUAUAGCAAAAAUAAUAAUUGCCUUUUGUGUUAAAACAAAAUGACAAGCUCCCAUUCUUUUAGUGCCUGAAUGUUGUAUUUUGACAUUUUGUUUAGCAUCGUACCUAUUUUCUUUAAAAAGCCGAGUCACAUUGUGGGACUUUUUAAAGUCACCAUAACUAUUUAUUCUAGCUCACUGUAGUGAUUGUGGUGCUAUGUAAAAUCUUGGGUUAUUUUUAUUUAUUUUUGUGAGACUGAGAGUCCUGGGGCUGUGUUAGCUGUAAUAAUCUGAAGUGGUUAUGGUAGAGUAAUUAUGAUGACAUGGUUAAAGUUGCAUAUCAAUAACAGCUGAAGGGUUUAGGAGGAUUCCUGACACGGGGGCAGAGCACAAAGGUAGUAGUUGCUUACUUUAUGUUUAUAUUCCACAGCCUCAUAGACUGUUUUCUGUUGGAUUCUGCGGUGGUGAGUCUCUCCAUGUCCCCUACAGGAGACUUUCUCUCCACGGCUCAUGUAGAUGACUUGGGAAUUUAUCUCUGGUAAGUGGAACGAUCGUGAAAGGAAGUGGUGUGUGUUCCUGCAGCACUGAUAGUGUUAAAUAUGUGCUGCUGGACACGUAUUCCAAUGAAGGUUUACAUCUUGUAUUGUCUACACUGUGUGAGGCUGGUAUAUGAUAUUGGUAACCUAACAACGAACCAUUUAUACUUUUCAGAAUGUUAAAUAUUGUAUAUGUUUGUUUCAAUUUCAGGUCAAAUAAAUCUUUGUUCUCUAUGAUUUCCUUGCGUCCACUUCCUGCCAACUAUGAGCCUGCUGUAGUUAUGCUCCCUGGUAUGACCGAUGAAGUGGAAGGUAAGCUGUGUGAAAAAUUCUACCUGGGCCAUUAUCAAGACAUUAACCCCUUCACUACCAACCGGUUUGCAGAAAAACCAUCCCCAGAAUCCAAGUAUUUUGGGUGUCCCGGAAGUAAUAUUUAUCUAUUAUUUAUGUAUAUUUCAUUUCAGUAUGCCUAAAUAGUGCAUUGUUGUAUAUGCUGCUUGGGAGUACUUCUUUACCUCUAAUACUUGGCCUUGGGAGUACUUCUUUACCUCUAAUACUUGGCCUUGGGAGUACUUCUUUACCUCUAAUACUUGGCCUUGGGAGUACUUCUUUACCUCUAAUACUUGGCCUUGGGAGUACUUCUUUACCUCUAAUACUAGGACCUGGGAGUACUUCUUUACCUCUAAUACUUGGCCUUGGGAGUACUUCUUUACCUCUAAUACUAGGACCUGGGAGUACUUCUUUACCUCUAAUACUAGGACCUGGGAGUACUUCUUUACCUCUAAUAGAAGAGAUGGUAAUUUGUACAAUUCUGCUGCCUUUAUAUCUAGUAUUUUACAUAUGAUUAUAAUAAAGUUGCAGUUUUCCCACACUUAUGCUGUUGUCACUUGAGUAACUUUAAAACCAUUUUUUUUUUUCUCAAAUAACUUUGAAAGAAGUAACACAAAUUGUAUGCUUUUCAUGUGAUACUAUUAAUCCCUAAAUCAAGAUUUAUUCUUUCUCCACAUCAGAAAUUUCACUUUAUUGAUUUUGACAGAAUAUUUUUAACGUGCAUAAUUUGGUGGGUCCUCCAACUAAUUUAGUUCUUCUUUGAAAUGUUCAUCUCUGCAAUUUUAGAUUUUCCAACACUUUCUUUUUUUUUUUCUUCUAUCGUUAUCUACAAAUGCUGAGUUCCGUGAAUUAUUAGCUCAAAUUAGAGUUCUUCGAGAAUUCCCAGCAGUCUCCCGCUGUGGCCUUUUUUUUGUUUUGUUUUUCUUUUUCUCUUGUUGAUACCUAGAAGAUCACAUUGAUAAAAUCCAUUGGCGUUAUUUUCAUGUAACUCUGCGGAAUAUUUUGUUUACAGAUGAGGACACAACCGCUGACCUGGAAGAAGGUCAAGAUGAUGUAAUGGAGUAUGAGUCUCCCGAACAGCUGGGAGAACGGCUUGUGACAUUAUCACUGUUGCCAGAGUCGAGGUGGAAGAAUCUCUUAAAUCUUGAUGUUAUCAAGGUAUUCAAUCCACCUUAAUAGAAAUGGUCAUGUAGUCUAUCAACAGAAGAAUAGAACGCCUGUAAAUUAGACUAAUUUUAGAGGGGAAAAAACUUGUAAUCACUGUCCAUGUAAAAGAAAACUCUUGCUGUUUGUGCAUUUGAUUUGUAAUCUUGCUUGUUGGUCACUUAAAAUUAUUCAAGGCAUAUUUUCAUUGAAAGCUUGCACAUCAUAGACAUGGGAAAAGUACAUUAAAAUUUAACAUGUACAUUGCUUUUCUUUUUUCACCUUUAGAGACGAAACAAGCCAAAAGAGCCUCCGAAAUUGCCCAAAUCUGCUCCCUUUUUCAUCCCUACUCUACCUGGGCUUGUUCCUCGCUUUGCGGUGAAUGGACAGGAAGAAGCAGCACCGGUACGUGGCCAUCUCUGUAAUUCACAGUUCCUUGUUAUAUAACAGAGGUGACAUAUAGAAAAUAACUAAAAUAUAUAUAUAUAUAUAUAUAUAAAACCACUAGCUGGUUCGUACAGAUUGUUCCAGUUUUAGAACUUUGCCAUAUAUUUAUAUAUGUACAAAAUUCCUAUAUAUAGCUCUAGUUUUAGAACCUUGCCCUUCAUAUAAAACUCGUAGAAUGUUUCUACCGAUUGUUCUAGUUUUAGAACCUUGCCUUUUGUAUAGAACCGGUAUAAUGUUGAUACAGAUCACUCCAACUUUUAGAACCUAACAAUUCAUGUAUUACAAGUCCUAUAUGAAUGAUAAGGUUUUAAAAACUGGAGCAUUGGGUAGGAACUUUCUAUUGGGUAGAAUGUUCCUAUGGAUUGCUCCAGUCUUAGAACCUUGCCCUUUAUGUAAAGAUUCCUUUUUUUUUUUUUUAACAUUGCCCUUUAUAUAUAACUAGGAGAAUGUUCCUAUGGAUUUCUCCAGUCUUACAACCUUGCACUUUAUAUUUAACCGAUUGAAAAUAAAAUGAUGGAUAUUCAGCUCUGAUACUGUAGCCUUUAACCGCUUAAAGGGGUUUCCCAACAUCAUAACUACUAGAGUCCGCUGUAGUAGUAAUGAUGCCAGGCACCAUUCUCCGUUAAAGGUGGGAAACUGUUUUGGAGUUGUUUGCACUCUAACCUGUGUCCUGGCUUGGUGCCAAGCUUCCUGAAUUGUCCAAUUAUGCACAUCUGACUUCUGUAGAGCUAUUUAAUUCAGAUGCCGAUCCCACUAGACCAAAUCUUUAAUCGCUGAGCGUGUCAUUUGGGCUCUCUCAGCCAAUUAAUGACUCUGUGAAUAAAAUUUGCACAGAAUUGACAUUAGCCAGCGCAGAACACUUGUGACGCAGCCAGGGUGGAGUUACAGCAGCAAUAUUAAAUAUCCCUGUAUGUGCAGUGUUUUAUACUGAAAUUCUGUACAAACAAACUCCAAGCACCGUAACUUCCUCAGAUUACUUUAGUGGUGAUGGUGCUUGGAAUAACCCUUUAAGCACCAAGUCUCUAACCUGUCUGUCAUGUUUUGCAUUUUAGUCUAAAAUCGUAAAUCUUGGAGUUCUCGAACAGAAAUCUGCAUUUUACAUCCAGCUGGAAAAAGCUUUUGAAAGUCAAAACUGUAAGUUCAAUUUUAGACUUCUAGUGCCUAUUCUUAACCCAUAAAUAUACAAAAUCAGCCAAUAAAUUGAAGUGAAAUAUGUGUGGGGGAAAAAUAAUUUGGAAUUUGCGUCUUCCAGUUUCCUGAUUUUGGUAUUUCUUCAGCCUUCCUCUAUCAUUGAAAUUACUUAGAAUUUGUCUCCUGAAAUAAUCUUUCUACUUCAGAAUUGUCCAUCACUUAUUUAAACAUUUCACAACUAAUCAUUUGUACAGGUAUUCUGUUAAUCAGCAAACAUCUUUUUAGACAUUUUUAUAUUGAGAAUUAAAACCCUAAAAGUAAAUAAUUCGGGCAUCAAAACAUCCAAUUAAACCUGGUAGUUCAGUACAGUUGUUCACAAAUGCAUUUCAGCGGUUACGAAUGAUUCAAAUUCUUUUUAAUCUACGUCCAAAUAAAUCAAUCAAGGAAUAAGGAAUUGACUUGUUUGUACCAGCUGAAACAAAUGUUUGCUCAAGUCUAGAGUUCAAUCACAGUGUGCCAACAUUUCCUUUUCUGACUAAUAUUUUUAGAUGGCCUGUUUGCUGAAUAUCAGCUUAACAGAUUUACAAAAUGCGCAAGUUUCAUAAAGCCAGAAUGUUGAUAAAUUGACACUGUCAGCUUAAAUCAGCUUAACAGAUUUACAAAAGUUUUUGCAAGUUUCAUAAAGCCAGAAUGUAGAUAAGCUGACACUGUCAAAUGACAUCUGAUUGCUUUCUCCACUCCAGGUGCCUACAUAACUAAUAUAAUGUGUGCAAUCGGUUAUUCCUUAGUUGUUUUGGUUUUGUUCUAAAAAAUUGGUUUUUGUUUCAUUGGCCGCUGUUUGUGACCUUACCUUCCAUUUUGCAAUGUUUCCCUGUUUUUGUGUUUCUUUUUUGUUCCAAAAGUGCAAAAUAAAACUGCAUAAGAUAAAUUUCUGAGCAUGAUUUAUAUAGUGAGCAAACACAUUAAUUUGUGUAGAGUAGGUUAGUACUUGUAAUUAAUACAAGUAAUGCUUUCUGUAAAUUCGCCCUUCUGUGCCUCACACCAAAUGACCAUUCCCACCAAGUGCUGAUCAAAACACAACUUGCAUUUUAUAACGUCUCUCAAUUGAUGCAUAAUUGAGCAUUAGCAUUUCAGUAUAUUUUUGCUUGAAAACAUGUUUUUUGUUUGUUUUUCUUCAGGAUUAUCUGCAAUUUUUAUUCUGUAUAAUAGAAUUUCUAUACACAGAUACUAUUUAUUAUACAUGUAUUUGUAUGUGCUGGUAAUCAAUGUGAUCAUGUAUAAGCAGAAAAAAAAAACAUCUGUCAAAUAAAAAGAUUCCAUUCUGAAUCCUAAGUGCUUUUUUUUUUUAGAGUUAAAACAAAAACUAUUACGCACUCUUAGAACACUGGGAUAAGUAUACAUUUUUAUUUUAUUUUUUUGCUUUUGGUUUUAUUUAUAUUUUACUUGCAUUCGUUGCUAGUUAACCUCUUUAGUGUCUAAUUGCAAAACUAUAAAAUAAUAUGGAGAAACUGUUGGGUAGAAGGACCACAUAUGGUAAGGUGAUAGAAGAAUGGCUUGCAAAUUAAUUUUUCCAAAAUCCUGUGGGGAGAAUAUAUUAACAUUGUGCUGUGUGUAAAUGGACUAUUUUCUUUAUUGCAGACAACAUUCCGAUAGGGACAAUAAAAGAAAUGGGACCGUCAGCUGUGGAUAUAGAGUUAAGAAAUCUGGCCCCAGAGGGUGGAGGAUCUGUAGAGGUGAUGCAGAGCUUCCUAAAAAUGAUUGGAAGCAUGUUGGAUACCAGAAGAGAUUUUGAUCUGGCUCAAGCAUACCUUGCUUUGUUCUUAAAGGUAAAUUAUUAUUACGUAUUUAUUUUCUACUACAGAUGUUGUUUUUUUGUUUAUGCACACAUAUCUAGCCGUAAAUAUGGAAUACAAUUUGGCGUAUAGAUUAAUGUCCUGGUAUAUGCAAAGUUGCAAAAUUGUAAUUGACAUGUUAUACAAAAAUGUUGGGGAUAAAAUGAGAUUGCAUGACCAGGUUUAUAAUAGUCAUGGUUAUUGGCAUACAUACUGAAAAAUGAUACAAAUUUCCACCUCUGUGUGUGCAGAGAUUGAAUGAUGCUUUGUCGUAGUAGUGAGAUCAAGUACAGAUUAAAUAACAUUGCUCAUAGAAACACAGUUUAAAACUUUCUAAGGCUAAUUAAAAUCACUGAUCUCAGCACACAAAUAUGGGCAUUCAGUUUCAUCAUUUGGCAUAUUGUGUUAAGCCCACCACUACAUCACACUACCCCAAUAUCGGUGGGUCUUACACUCAUUUUAAUGGGAUAAACAUUAAAUAAUGCUAGUGUUAAAUGACCUAAAGGGAAUUGAAUUAAUCAGUUGAACGAGCAUUGUGAAUAUAUACAAGGCAAAUUUAAUGGGGUAAAAAAACAAUAUAAAAAAAAUACAUUGUCAAAACUAAACAUUUAGUAAGUUAUAGUGCUUUGAUGUAUACUAUCACAAUGCAGAUUGUAUAUCUGCUAUUUGAUAUGCAUGGUUAGUAUAAACCUCAAAGCACUGUCAGUUUGCUAGUCUUUUUUACAGACUGAUAUAGUUUUAUUAGCACAGGAAAGUGUUUAACCUCCCUGGCGUUAAUCCCUAGCGUGACUCUGGGUUAAUUUUCAGUACCAUGCUCGGGAUUACACUGUAGUAUCACUUACCUUGUCCCAACGAGCACCAAACACUAUCAAUGGCUGUGAAUAUAGCUGGACGUCGUGCUGUUGGCGUUGUUAACCCGGAACGCCUGCCUGGUCGUCACGUCAUGGACUACAUCCCACCAACCAAGAAAAAGUCAGCACCUACAAGGAUGUGUGUGGUUUGUUGCUCGAAGCGAGAUGACAGUUAAAAGAAAAUCAGAAAGGAAACCAGGUUCAUUGUCCUGAUUGUGACGUCGGACUUUGUGCAGUCCCAUGUUUCAGAAUUUUUCAUACCCGUGAUGUUUACUAAACCAAUAUGCACUGUCUAGUAUUACAGUAACUAGUAAUAUUGCACCCUUGCUUGGACAAAUUUCAGUGUUUCUUUUGAUUACAUUUAUUAUAUUUUUUCUAAUUCUAUUAUUUAUGAUUUCGGCUUUCAAACUUUAUCAUCCCGAGAUGUCUACUAGACUCUUGUUUGGACAAAUUUGAGUUAUUCCUAAGCAUUACAAGCCUACAAUAUGAAACAACAAAUUUACAUACAAAACAAUGUACCACUUUAAUAUUCAAAAAUACAGACAUAAUCAGACCACCAGGGAAGUUAAACACAUACAAAUAAUAGUAAUGAAUAGUAGGCGAAUCACUUGUAAAAUGUUAAUUGUUUAAGAUGCAUUCAUCUCAAAUGCAAAGUUAAAGGGAUACUUUAAGCAUCAACACAACUUUAGCUUAACCCCUUAAGGACCGAGGACGGUUCAGGACCGUCAUCGGCAUUUUUGCGUUGCCGACCGAUGACGGUCCUGAACCGUCCUAACGGUCAGAGCUACUUACCUGAUCAGCGUGGCUCCGGUUGUGGGGAGACUGUCUGCAACCCAGACAGUCUCCCCACGGCAGAUUAGGACCCCUGUGGCCAUGUGAUCGCUUAACACAGCGAUCACAUGGUCACAAUAGGUGUCCAUGUGUCUGCCUGCAGGGGGACUGCCUGUGCUGACAGGCAGUCUCCCUGCAUGUGUAAAAUCAGAAAAAAAAUAAAGUUAAUGUUAAUUAAAAAAUAAAUAAUUAAUUAUAUAUGUGUAUAUAUGAUAUAUAGACAUAUAUUAUAUCUAUAUAAUAUAUGUCUAUAUAUCAUAUAUAUAUAUGUCAUACUAAGUGUAUUUUUAUAUUAAUAUGUACUUAUAUUAAUCUAAAAAUACACUUAUAAUUAAAUUACACGCGUAUAUAUAUAAUAUAUAAUUAUAUAUAUUGUAUAUAUAUAUAUAUUAUAAAAUAUAAAUAAUUAAUUUAAAUUAAAUAAUUUUUUUUAAAUAAUAAUAAAAAAUUUAAAAAAAAAUUAUAGCUAUAUGAAAUUUUAUUCUAACUGUAUUUUAAAAUUAAUAUAUAUAUAAUAUUUUUAUUAGUGAUAUUGCAGAAGGUCUUGAUGGUAAGGUAUGUCUUUUUGCUGAUGAUACUAAGAUAUGUAACAGGGUUGAUGUUCCAGGAGGGAUAAGUCAAAUGACAAAUGAUUUAGGUAAACUAGAAAAAUGGUCAGAAUUGUGGCAACUGACAUUUUAAUGUGGAUAAGUGCAAGAUAAUGCAUCUUGGACGUAAAAACCCAAGGGCAGAGUACAGAAUAUUUGAUAUAGUCCUAACCUCAACAUAUGAGGAAAGGGAUUUAGGGGUGAUUUAUUUCUGAUGACUUAAAGGUAGGCAGACAAUGUAAUAGAGCAGCAGGAAAUGCUAGUAGAAUGCUUGGUUGUAUAGGGAGAGGUAUUAGCAGUAGAAAGAGGGAAGUGCUCAUGCCAUUGUACAGAACACUGGUGAGACCUCACUUGGAGUAUUGUACACAGUACUGAGACCGUAUCUUCAGAAGGAUAUUGAUACCUUAGAGAGGGUUCAGAGAAGGGCUACUAAACUGGUUCAUGGAUUGCGGGAUAAAACUUACCAGGAAAGGUUAAAGGAUCUUAACAUGUAUGGCUUGGAGGAAAGACGAGACAGGGGGGAUAUGAUAGAAACAUUUAAAUAUAUAAAGGGAAUCAACACAGUAAAGGAGGAGACUAUAUUUAAAAGAAGAAAAACUACCACAACAAGAGGACGUAGUCUUAAAUUAGAGGGACAAAGGUUUAAAAAUAUCAGGAAGUAUUAGUUUACUGAGAGGGUAGUGGAUGCAUGGAAUAGCCUUCCAGCUGAAGUGGUAGAGGUUAACACAGUAAAGGAAUUUAAGCAUGCAUGGGAUAGGCAUAAGGCUAUCCUAUCAAUAAGAUAAGGCUAGGGACUAAUGAAAGUUUUUAGAAAAUUGGGCAGACUAGAUGGGCCGAAUGGUUCUUAUCUGCCGUCACAUUCUAUGUUUCUAUAUCAAAAUACACUUAGAAUGAAUUUGUAUAUAUAUCUAUGUAUAUAAAAAUAAUAAGAAAUAUACAUACGUCCAUAUACAAAAUUACAUAAAUAAUUAUAUAAAUAUACACGUAGACUUCAGAUAUAUAAAUAUGCAUAUAUAUUUAAAUUCUACGUGCGUAUUUAUGUAAUAUUUUUACAUAAUUCAGUAAUUUUAUUGAUUGCAAUUUGAGGGACCUGCCUGCCAACCCAGGCCGAAAUUCCAGAGAAUUUAAUUUGCUAGCACUAUAUUUUACCCUGUAACGUUCUACGACACCCUAAAACCUGUACAUGGGGGGUACUGUUUUACUCGGGAGACUUCGCUGAACACAGAUAUUAGUGAUUCAAAACAGUAAAACAUAUCACAGCGAUGAUAUUGUCAGUGAAAGUGACUUUUUUUGCAUUUUCACACACAAACAGCACUUUUUACUGAUGAUAUAAUUGUUAUGAUACGUUUUCCAGUUUUUAAACACUAAUAUUUGUGUUCAGCGAUGUCUCCUGAGUAAAACAGUACCCCCCAUGUACAGGUUUUAUAGCAUUUUUGAAAGUUACAAGGUCAAAUAUAUGGGUCAGAUAUUUUUACAUUGAAAAUGGCCAGGUUGGUUACAUUGCCUUUGAGAGCGUAUGGUAGCCCAGGAAUGAGAAUUACCCCCAUGAUGGCAUACCAUUUGCAAAAGAAGACAACCCAGGGUAUUGCAAAUGGGGUAUGUCCAGUCUUUUUUAGUAACCACUUGGUCACAAACACUGGCCAAAAUUAGCGUUCAAUUUAGUUUUUUUACUUUUUCACACACAAACAAAUAUGAAUGCUUACUUUGGCCAGUGUUUUCGACUAAGUGGCUACUAAAAAAGACUGGACAUACCCCAUAUUGAAUACCCUGGGUUGUCUACUUUAAAAAUAUGUACAUGUGGGGUGUUAUUCAGAGAUUUAUGACAGAUAAUAGUGUUACAAUGUCACUAUUGAUAAAUUUUAAAAUGUAUGUUUUGAAACCGCAAUAUCCUACUUGUACCUAUAGCCCUAUAACAUGCAAAAAAAAGCAAAAAAGCACGUAAACACUAGGUAUUUUUAAACUCAGGACAAAAUUUUGAAUCUAUUUAGUAGUUUUUUUCAUUCGCUUUUGUAGAUGAGUAAAAGAUUUUUCAAGUAAAAGUCAAAAAACAUGUAUUUUUUUCAAUUUUUCAUCAUAUUUUUUUAUUUUUUAAAAAUUAAAAUACAUGAGAUUAUAUAAAUAAUGGUAUGUAAAGAAAGCCCCCUUUGUCCUGAAAAAAACAAUAUAUAAUUUGUAUGGGAACAGUAAAUGAGAAAGCGGAAAAUUACAGCCAAACACAAACACCACAAAAGUGUAAAAAUAUGCCUGGUCGCAAAUGUACAACAUCGCAAAAACAGUCCAGUCCUUAAGGGGUUAAUGAAGCAGUUUUUGUGUAUAAAUAAUGCCACUGUGGUCUCACUGGUCAGAUAUCUGCCAUUUAGGAGUUAAAUCAAUUUUGUUUCUGUUUGUGCAGCCCUAGCUGCUCCUCACCUGUCUGUGACUUACACAGCCUGCAUGAAAAAAAUGGUAUCACUUUUAAUCAGAUGGUAACUUGCUUUAGACAUUUUUCUAAUGCUAUUUUUUUUAUCCUAUAUUACACAGGAGGCUCCUGCAAGGUGUUAGAAGGCUAUUAACAGGGCAGGAGAUAAUACAUUCUAAAUUAAACCUGAUUUGCAAUAAAGGAAAUGUAAAUAUUUGAUCUCUCUUUACAGGAAGUGUUUAGGAAGACUUUGCUUAUACAGCCCUAGCCAGACCUCCCAUGUCACUCACAGACAGGGGAGAUGUGGUUAUGGCUGUAGAAAGUCAGCAAUAAAUGGCAAAGAAUUGAGCAGUGAGACUGCAGGAGCCUGAUCUAUACAGCUAAGUUGCUUAUACUGUCCCUUUAACCACUAGAAUAAACCAGGAGACAAUUGUUUUAAAUAUACACACAGUGUAUUGAUUUCCAUAUAUUAAUACCUCUUCCUUGCCUUCCAGCUGCAUCUGAGGUUUAUUGCUUCUGAACCAAAGCUACUUGAAGAAAUCUCCUCUUUGUCAGGACGUCUUGAUGAAUCCUGGCUUCAUCUGCAAUCCCUUUUUAAUCAGAGCUUGUGUGUGUUAAAUUAUAUGAAAAGUGCUUUAUUAUAAAACCUUUCCAUUUCAUUUUCUGCAACAUUUUUUUUUUCUCCUGUACUUGGUUUACCAUACAGACAGUCUUCUUAAUCAGUGUUGUUUGAGUCCCUUCUUGACAAACUGAAGAUCCACUUGUAUUUGCUGCACACACAAAUAUUGAAAUUGCCAUGUACAGGGAAUCAUGGGACAUCUCAAAUUUGUAUUGAUUCCCAGUCUGUGCCAGAAUAGCUUCAUGUUUCUUAACUAGAAGUUUAAAAAAAAAAAAAAAAAGCUAUUUGAAUGUUUCAUUAUUUUAGAAGUGGUCAUUUCUCUACAAAUUCUGUCUAAUUUCCUUUUAUCAUAAAAUCAGACCAUGUCCUCUCAUUAUACCAUUCCAUUCCAUACGUGGUAUUAUAUUAUCCAUUGAGCUUGGAUGUUAAUAAACCAUGUGUCUAGCAAUACAGAUGUUCUAUCCGAUCGUUUGAUGGAUGUUGAAAACAUCAAUGUUUGGAUUCAGAUUCUUGAAUCAAUAUUUGAUUCUCUGUACAGAGACCAGAUGUGGAAUCAGAUUAAAAAUGUAAAAAAGCAACAUUUUCAUAAAUUGUUUAUGUAUAUAAUAUACAUUUUUUGUAUGCUUUAAGAAUUUACCAAGUUAGAUUUCAUAAUACAGUUUUGAGAAUGUUUAACACACAUUGUGUCGUGUCCGUUCAUAAAAUCUUCCUCUAUUUUUAUUUAUUUUAUUUCCAUUGUUUUGUUUUGAUGUUGAUAAUUGACAGGGG